AUGUUAUACGCCUACCCAGAUCCCAACAGUUUUGUGAAUGGUGUUGCCACUGGUGUUGCUGCAGGUGUGGCCAAUAGUUUUGCUGUAGGCGUUGUCACUAUUAUUGCUGUAGGUGUGGCCACUACUGUUUUUCUAGGUGUAGCCAAUAGUGCUGCUGCAGGUGUGGCCACUAGCAUUGUUUCAGGUGUGGUCACUAGUGCUUCUGCAGGUGUUUCCAUUAGUGUUGGUGCAAGUGUGGCCACUAGUGUUGCUGCAUGUGUGGCCACUAGUGUUGCUGCAUGUGUGGCCACUAGUGUUGCUGCUGGUGUGGCCACUAGUGUUGCUGCAGGUGUGGCCACUAGUGUUGCUGCAGGUGUGGUCACUACUGCUUUUCUUGGCGUGGUCAUCAAUGUUUCUAUAGGCGUCGGCAUUAGUGUCGUUGUAGGCGUCGCCACUAGUGUUGCUGCAGGUGUGGCCACUAUUGUUGCUGCAGGUGUGUUCACUACUGCCUUUCUAUGCGUGGUCACCAAUGUUUCUGUAGGCGUCGUCAUUAGUGUUGCUGUAGGAGUGGCCAAUGGUGCUGCUGCAAGUGUGGCCACUAGUGUUGCUGCAGGUGUGGCCACUAGUGUUGCUGCAGGUGUGGCCACUAGUGUUGCUGCAGGUGUGGUCACUACUGCUUUUCUGGGCGUGGUCACCAAUGUUUCUGUAGGCGUCGUCAUUAGUGUUACUGUAGGUGUGGCCAACAGUGUUGCUGUUGGUGUGGCCAAAGGUGUUGCUGCAGGUGUGGCCAAAGGUGUUGCUGCAGGUGCGGCCACUAGUGUUGCUGCAGGUGUGGUCACUACUGCUUUUCUAGGCGUGGUCACCAAUGUUUCUGUAGGCGUCGUCAUUAGUGUUGUUGUAGGCGUCGCCAAUAGUGUUGCUGUAGGUGUGGUCACAGGUGUUGCUGCGGGUAUGACCACUAGUUUUGCUGCAGGUGUGGCCACUAGUGUUACUGCAGGUGUGGCCACUGGCACUUUAGUCUGA
Messenger RNA from Homarus americanus (American lobster), 1002 nucleotides. Its product is annotated as mucin-19-like. NCBI's taxonomy places the organism in Eukaryota, Metazoa, Arthropoda, Malacostraca, Decapoda, Nephropidae. The transcript has 2 exons. The coding region runs from base 1 to 1002 and encodes 333 amino acids. The record is from RefSeq and is a predicted model, not a curated record.